Molecule: messenger RNA, 276 nt
Organism: Echinostoma caproni
Lineage: Eukaryota; Metazoa; Platyhelminthes; Trematoda; Plagiorchiida; Echinostomatidae
Source: the annotation of a GenBank genome assembly
AUGCGUCGCUUUUUCAGGAUUAAAAAUAAACGAAUUUCGGCUGAACAAAGGAAUCGAACCAGUGUUUGCAAGAACAAGGAAUCCUCAAACGGCAUUCACGUCGAAACUAUCGGUGUUCACAUAUGUCAGUCAGGAGGUGUAUUUGUGACUCACGUCCCAAACAACCUUCUUACUGUGCGUGACUUUCCGGAUUCAGAUGAGCAUGCUCGUACACUGGGACAAUACUUACUGGCCGUCACGGCAUUGCGUGAUCAGGCGGAGGACGUAUUCCUGUAG